This is a messenger RNA of Sphaeroforma arctica JP610, 169 nucleotides long. RefSeq lists its product as hypothetical. Gene Ontology annotation, biological process: rRNA catabolic process; poly(A)-dependent snoRNA 3'-end processing; U4 snRNA 3'-end processing. The annotation marks the transcript as partial. The transcript has a single exon. Gene Ontology annotation, cellular component: nucleolus; nuclear exosome (RNase complex); cytoplasmic exosome (RNase complex). NCBI's taxonomy places the organism in Eukaryota, Ichthyosporea, Ichthyophonida. The record is from RefSeq and is a predicted model, not a curated record.
GCCUAUUCCCGCAUUGCGAUGGGUCCGCCUACGUAGAGAUGGGCGCCACCAAAGUCAUCGCAACGGUUUACGGACCACACGAGCCCAAGAGAAAAACUAAGGCCCUGCACGACAGGGCUACCAUUAACUGCGAGUUCAACAUGGCCACAUUCAGUCAGUCGAAUAGGAG